CCUCGGUUGGCUGUGCACUGCCUCGGCAUGGGACACUAGCCCUAAAAGACUUUGGGAGUCCCCAGGAGCGAGAAGGGGAAGAUGCUGGGCUUGGGCAGGUGAGGUCCCUAAUCCUUUCUGCGCACUGCCCGGGGCUGUCCCGCUACAGGAGCGAUGGCGCCGGGGUCACGGCGGCCGCCGGGGCUUCUUCCAAAGUUGGGGUGGGGAUGCUGAGUCACUGAUCUGUCACUACUUUGCACCUCUCCUCAGCCCUCCGGGGGCUAAAGCAAAAGCGAAAGCGAAUGCAUCUGGCGGGCGGUGGAUCCCGGAGCUGCGCUCGCCACUUUCCCGGGUCCGGGGCAUUGCACUCGCGGCUGUCCCGGGGCGUCCUGGCGGAGCACCGCGGGCAGCGCGGCCAUGGUCCGGCGGUGGUUCCUGAGCUCUGGAGUCCACGCCCUCCGUGGACUGCUGCUGCUGCUGCUGCUCCGGCUGCCGGUGACGCCGGGCACCACGUGCCCUACCCCCAUGUCUGUUGAACAUGCAGACAUCCGGGUCAAGAGUUACACCUUGAACUCCAGGGAGCGGUACGUUUGUAACUCUGGUUUCAAGCGGAAGGCGGGAACAUCCAGCCUCACGGAGUGUGUGUUGAACAAGACCACGAACACCGCCCACUGGACCACGCCCAGUCUCAAGUGCAUCAGAGACCCCUCCCUGACUCACCAAAGGCCAGUGCCACACUCCACAGUAGUGACGGCAAGGGUGACCCCACAGCCAGAGAGUCCCUCCCCUUCUGGAAAAGAUGCUUCUUCAUACAGCUCCAGAGAGACCACUGUGAUCAUCUCUACAUCUGUCACACUUUCUGUAGUGCUUGUGGUGUGUGCCCUGGUGACGUGCAUCAAAUUAAGGAGAAUUUUCCAGCCAACUGCUGUUGAAAUGGAGAAUUUGGAAGUGAUGCCAAUGACUAGGGGGAGCAGCAGCAGAGAGGAAGACCAGGGAAACUACCCACAAAACUCUGAAACUCCUGGAAACCAGCCCAGCAAAGGAUGGAGCCAAGGAGCCAGCUUUAUUGUAGCUAAAGAGAGCCUGGAAGAUUCACAAGGAUCUGGGCACCAGGAAAAAGCCCACCAAGAUCAUCAAAUGUGAUGACCCAUAUGGACUGUGUGCCUCUUGUCUUAGUGAGUAGGUUCUCCAGCACACAGGCGGACACCACUCAGGGACCCAGGGGCCUGCUUCCCAAACUCCAAGCUGCUGAAGCUCUCCUGGGAGGCCAAAGGCUCCAGGAAGCUGCUGGUUUCACUCACACUGACUCAGGACAGCUUCUCCACUGGACCAUCUAUUCUGUCCCUAUUCCGACUUGUAGUUUACAGAGGACAGGAGUCAACCUGAGGCUCUCAGUUCAUCCUAAGGCCCCUCCUGGCUUGGGAGAUAUCUGCAGGGAAGACUCCAGCAUUUGUGCUCCUAACAACCCUGUCUCCAGUGCUCUGUGUGCACUGAAGGGGAGCAGGGGAAGGCAGAACAGAUUCAGAGAAAAAUCCGAACCCAGUGACAUUUUACACACAUACGUGUUUAUAUUUAUACUUCCUUGUAUGUUAUACCUACAUAUUAUAUAUGAUUUGUAUUUUGAAAGUGUGCUUUG
Messenger RNA from Marmota flaviventris (yellow-bellied marmot), 1615 nucleotides. Lineage: Eukaryota; Metazoa; Chordata; Mammalia; Rodentia; Sciuridae. The record is from RefSeq and is a predicted model, not a curated record.